Oryza sativa Japonica Group (Japanese rice) is the source of this 1170-nucleotide messenger RNA. Its product is annotated as protein STRICTOSIDINE SYNTHASE-LIKE 10. Gene Ontology annotation, biological process: biosynthetic process. Gene Ontology annotation, cellular component: endomembrane system. Gene Ontology annotation, molecular function: hydrolase activity; strictosidine synthase activity. Lineage: Eukaryota; Viridiplantae; Streptophyta; Magnoliopsida; Poales; Poaceae. The record is from RefSeq and is a predicted model, not a curated record.
CGCAAACGUCGGACCGUCACAGGUGACCCACCUGUGACGGGCUUUUACUUUCGGGCCCGUCACAGGUGGGUCACCCUGUGACGGCUACUAUAUACCGGGGAUCAUCACCUCUGACGGGCCUUUAUUUAGGGGCUCGUCAGAGAUGAGACACCUGUGACGGGUCCUAACAAGCCCUAGUCUAGCUUAGACCAACACCUCUGACGGCCUUCUAUUAACUUGCCCGUCAGAGGUGGAUGUCACCACUGACGGCCGGCCACCCGUCAAAGGUGACUGGACUUACCAGUGACCACUGAUCACUGACCAAGCCCAAAACCGUCAAAGGUGAGGGUUUGGGCCCGUCACAGGUGACCUUGACCAGUGUAGUGUACUCCCACGCCCCGGGGUACAACGUCGCCAAGUGCAUGGCUCCCAAGCUCCAUCCCGCGGAGCUCACCGAGAGCAAGUGCGGCCGGCCGCUCGGCCUCCGGUUCCACAACACCUCCGGUAACUUCUACAUCGCCGACGCGUACAGGGGCCUCAUGCGUGUCGGCCCGCGCGGCGGGGAGGCAACGGUGCUCGCCACGGAGGCCGACGGCGUGCCGUUCAAGUUCACCAACGGUGUCGACGUCAACCAGGUCACCGGCGAGGUCUACUUCACCGACAGCAGCACGCGCUUCCAGCGAUCCCAGCACGAGAGGGUCACUGCCACCGGCGACUCCACGGGCCGCCUGAUGAAGUACGAUCCGACGACGGGCUACCUCGACGUGCUCCAGUCCGGAAUGACGUACCCCAACGGUCUCGCGCUCAGCGCCGAUCGGAGUCACCUCGUGGUGGCGCUGACGGGGCCAUGCAAGCUGGUGAGGCACUGGAUCGAGGGCCCCAAGGCCGGUACGUCGGAGCCGUUCGCCGAGCUGCCGGGCUACCCGGACAACGUGAGGCCCGAUGGGAAGGGAGGCUACUGGGUGGCGCUGCACCGCGAGAAGACCGAGACGCCGUAUGGCUCGGACACCCACCUCCUCGCCGUAAGGAUCGGUCGCAAGGGGAAGAUCUUGCAGGAGUUGAGGGGGCCGAAGAACGUCAGGCCAACGGAGGUGAUUGAGAGAAGCGGCGGCAAGCUUUACCUGGGUUCAGUUGAAUUAGGUCAUGUCGCCGUUGUUAAGGCUACUUGAUUAGUUUAUAUAGUUGCUUUUG